CAUAUGAUUUACAUCUUGUUACAGGUAUACGUGACUUAUUUGCUGAUCUACCUACUAUUUUGUAUUGGUUCUUAUUGCGUAUGCAGCCUAGUCUUUCACCUAAUUCCAACACCUGCCGCUAAUCACGUUGACCAUUUAUGAAAAUUCUUUCUGCAAUAAAAAGUCCAAAUGAUUUGUAAUAUAUCUAAGAAGUAUCAUUAUGAAGAAACUAUUGCUACAUGAGAAAGCAAAAAUGCAUAGAAAGAAGAGAAAUUACAUAAUUCGCUAUUGCUGUUCAGAGGAAUGUGCGAUACGUGAGAACUGCAAAGGUCCUAUAAAAUAUUCUAAGAAUUGUAGGUCUCGAAAAUUUGUCAUUGCAGAGAAUCACGUAGCCACCUACAGUUUUAACACGUAGCUAACGAUGCUACGUGAUUGUGAUGUGCUAGGAUCCAGAUUGAUUAGUCGUAAGAUGACGUUGUUUCGAAUACGAACGAAUUUUGUUCUCAUCGAUCAUUAAAACUGACAACACGAUACCGUAGGAGGAAGAGGAUAUAAGGACGUGUGAUGGAAUUUAAAAAAUGCAAAUCAAGUACUUUUAUUUGAAACAUAUACAUAGCAGUUGCGUAAGUUCCUUUAAAGUUUAUGAAAUUUUGUAAUAAUAAACAUCUUGAGAGAUCACUAAACUCAUCCCUCGUAAAUUCCGGAUUGCUCGAAUAGCAUACCCCCUACGAUUACAUGAUCUCGUGAUUGGCUGAUCAUGGAUCAGUGGUGGGGGAAGAUAUAAAAGCGGGUUACAUUCACGGAGCAGCGCAGUGUGCGACAGUUCGGAUUAGCUUUCGCGUCAGUUCGCGUCGCGGUUUCUAAAUUGUUUCUCAAAGAAUUUUUUAAAUUUUAUCAACGUGCCAUUGUUGGUCGUAAUUGGCAUAACGAAUUCGGUAUUAUUUCGAACGUAUGUAGAUUAUUUUAUUUUUGUCAAUUACGGUUUUUCCACAAAACACGAGGAACCAUGUGUGUACGUACGGUUGUCGGUACCGAAAGCAGCAAGCCGGUAGCAGUAUACAACAACCAGCAGAACAAAUUUCAAAAAGCAAAAGAAAAAUACAUGAAGUUACACGACGAAAUGGUUGCUAAGGAGCUGGAAAUCAUCGAAGAACGGAAAAGUCAAACAGUCUUCAUACCAGAACUUGCCGAUGACAUUUUGAGGGCCAGCACCAUAAACUACAGCUCGUUGCUGAAAGUAUUAUCAAAGUAUUACGAGGCGAUACAGCAAACAAAGAUAUUCAAAGUUUUAUUCUACACCACGCAACCAGCUCACGUAAUCAUGAUCGCAGCAGUAUUGUGCGUAACAUCGGCUCUUGUAUCGACGACCGAGAGAACACAUGUUGGUCAUUCUCAAUCUAGAGCAACCUCUUUCAUCUACCUUGCAUCGUUCGUGAUGCAUCUUGGUGCCCAAGUCUGGAUGACAUUUGUCUCGGGUCUUUCGUUAUAUUUUGCAUUGCCAAGACACACGUUCGGAGAGGUACAACGUAUUUUGUUUCCGAGAUACUUUACCAUCAAUGCCUGUCUCAGUUUUACCACCCUUCUGAUAUUCGUCAAGUACCACCCAAUACACACAUGGAACACUGAAAUUGCCAUUCAGGUGGGUGCAAUGUUUAGCGCCUUCUUUUUGGAGCUACUGAUACGACUGUAUCUGACACCACCUCUUCUGCAACUGAUAGUACAAAAGAACACUUUGGAACGUGCCGCUGGAGUCGGCAAUGAAAUCGGUGUUCAUAAUCCAGGCCCAUUGAAACACUGCCCUCAUUAUUUAAAGAUUCAUCAAGCCUUUCGACGUGUUCACGUUUACAUUGCAAUGGGAAAUAUGCUAACCAUGGGAUGUACAGUGUUACAUCUUCAUUAUAUAGCUAGCAAAUUAUGCAUUCUUUAAAAAUGCGAUCAAUCCUCCUUGAAUUUCAUUGAAUACGCACGUAUUCAGAUGUUUCGUAUAACAGUGGGGAUGAAAUUUCAUGAUUAUUAUAAUAUGGUAGAGAGAAUGAGAGUUUAGCAUUUGUGCUUCUAAAUAUGCGAAAUAUUUAAUGAGAAUAUCUGACACAGUUUUUAGAAUGAAAAACAAAAAAUAUAUACUGCCAAGUUUUACCAUAAUUAAUUGUAUACGAAAGAAACUGAACUUGAUCUAUCCUUCGUAGAACGAGUAUUCAGUGUAAUUUAGUCGCAUUUUCGUCGUAGAGAAUUUUAAUUCCUGAACGUUAUGAGCAUUUAAUGAACCUUCUGAAACGAAGAACAUUAGUUAUUUAAUUUAUUAUUAACGCAAUGCAUUAAUUAUAAUAAAAGUGCAAAAAAUAGAUAACGAUAAACGUAAGUUAUACUUUCACGUUUAUCCAUGAGAUUCUACAUUGAUAUUUUUAUUGUUAAUCGCUUCCUCUUUUUCUUUGAUUUUUUUCUAGAAAAGUGCAAUGUGCGUGCUUGUGGAGACGUAUGCCUUUUGAUUGAAAUGUAAGAAAAUAAAACGCAAUUUUAUCUGGAGGAAUGAAUGAAUCAUGAAUGAAAAAUAUGAUGUAGAAUAAAAGUGCAUGUUUUUAGUCUUUAUUUGUUUUAAGCAAAUAUACGCAAAAUUUAAACGAGGACUUCCCUUCUUGAGGUAAUAACUAAGUCUUGCCAAAGUUUAAUAUAAAUUAUUAUAUAAAUGGUUUUAAUCGUUGAUAUUGAAUUGAAUUGAAAAUGUAAGGUAAUUAAAAACUUACUCUGUAUCAGAGUUAAUAAUAUUUAUUAAAGUAGCACUAGUAUAUAAUAGCUUAAUUUCUAUAAGUGUGUCAAGUUGUUGGAUAUUCUAUAAAAGAAAAAAAAAA
Osmia lignaria (orchard mason bee) is the source of this 2825-nucleotide messenger RNA. Its product is annotated as transmembrane protein 205. The record is from RefSeq and is a predicted model, not a curated record. Lineage: Eukaryota; Metazoa; Arthropoda; Insecta; Hymenoptera; Megachilidae.